This is a messenger RNA of Drosophila obscura, 869 nucleotides long. RefSeq lists its product as uncharacterized. NCBI's taxonomy places the organism in Eukaryota, Metazoa, Arthropoda, Insecta, Diptera, Drosophilidae. Bases 261 to 809 code for a protein of 182 amino acids. Gene Ontology annotation, cellular component: proteasome core complex. The transcript is spliced from 4 exons. The record is from RefSeq and is a predicted model, not a curated record.
GCAAAUAGCACGAGCAAAGGAAACGUUGCUCAACACUGUCACUGUCGCUGUCACUGUCCUGUCACUUUUUUUCACUUUCGCAAAUAAGAGAAUUUCCUACUCUCGCAGAAACCUGAAGACGAAAAGCAGAUGCAUAUCUGAAUGUGCUCCUGAUUGAUGCGAGCAUUCACAUCGAAAUAGAUACCAUACGAUUUUUAUUGAGCUCAUUUGCCGAAAGACCUUUCCAGUUGAUCACCUUGGACAAACACUCUGGACAGAUCAUGAGCACCAAAGAUGUCUACGCGGUGGGAGUCACCUGUAAUUAUGGCAUGACCAUAGCCAUGAUAAAGAACGACUAUACUUUGUACCAUUUGGGUGAUCACAUUUAUUGCUGUGCCCGGAUACUCGCCCGUAACAUCAUUGGGGGCAUCAAAGAUCAAUUGGCGGACCAGUACCUAAACCAAAACCAAAAUAUACCCGUGAAGAAGGCCCAGCAGCUGCUGUGGCAGAAAUAUCCAGACAUUGCGACCGAUCCGUUUCUUCUUGCUGCCCAAGAGGACAACAGACAGUACCUGUAUGCCCCUCAACUGGAUGGUAGCGCUAGCAAUAACAAUCAUAUCGCUGUCUGUGGCAGGGGCACUGCCAUAGCGAAGACCAUGAAUUGGCUGGUCGACAAUUGGGAUAAAGAUCAGAAUCUCAAGAAGUCUGAGCAGAUGGCACGUGUGGCUCUUAAAAAUUGGGACACAUUUCACAAUAGAACCAUGGAUGUGAUCGUUCUGUACAAGCGCAAGGAAGAUGCUCCCAUGGACAUCGAUGACCCGAAUGAAUAGGGGGAAUAGUCAUAGCAAAAUAAAUGAAUGCGCUUCCUUCCUUCCUUCCCUCCCAUGUAA